This is a messenger RNA of Aspergillus alliaceus, 821 nucleotides long. RefSeq lists its product as uncharacterized. The record is from RefSeq and is a predicted model, not a curated record. NCBI's taxonomy places the organism in Eukaryota, Fungi, Ascomycota, Eurotiomycetes, Eurotiales, Aspergillaceae. The transcript has a single exon. Bases 221 to 682 code for a protein of 153 amino acids.
GACAGGAUUCACAAAGACAAGUAUCUCUCCGAUGAUGGACCCAGUGUCUCAUCGCGUGGGCGUGGGCGCCACGGCUCGGGUUCUGACAAGAAGCAACGUAGUAAAUCUCGGACGCGCAGUCUUUUCCAUCGCAAAAAGUCUACGGCCGCCGAGGCUUAGACAGGAUUUGCAGUUUCUUGCGUACGCAUGGUACAUUGGUGAAAAACCAGGAUAGCAAGCUAUGUCCUAUUCUACUUAUUAUAUCCACAUUGUCGUUUCUAACAUUAGCAUUUUCUUCUAUUGUUCUAUUGUUCUAUUGUAUUCUCGUCCUUCCGCUUACUGUUUUCUUUGCCUUUUUUUUUUUUUUUUUUUUUUUUUUUUUUUUCAUUUUUUCUCUUCUUUCCUUUUCCCAUUUACUUUCUUUCCUUCUUUUGGAAUCCUUUACCCUUUUCGAUGCAUCUUCUCAAGCUCCAUAGCGACAUGUUGCUCGGAUUGUAUCAUUACCACAGUUGUACUGCCUAGCGCGGUUGCCUUUGACUUUGUCUUGUCUUCCACUCUUUCAACAUUCUUCUUUUUUUCUUUUUCAGUCAUAUGUUUUUCGAGCGGGUCUUGCCAGCUGCUCCAGUCAUGGAAUUGGACGGAAGCCUUUGCUUCCUCCUCUUGGCCUUGUGGGCGUCGAAUUUCUUUCUUGGAUACCCCCUAACUUCUAAUCACUGCGUGAUGUAUUCUAUUCUCUACUUUCGCUCUCUCUCUUCCUUUCCCUUCUUAUUUUUCUUCAAAAUUUCCCAUGUUGCCUUUGUUUGUGGCCUGUCUUCUACAGUUGCAAUAUCGUUGCCGCAUUU